Capsella rubella is the source of this 1275-nucleotide messenger RNA. RefSeq names its product NAC domain-containing protein 89. Bases 136 to 1158 code for a protein of 340 amino acids. Gene Ontology annotation, molecular function: DNA binding. The record is from RefSeq and is a predicted model, not a curated record. Lineage: Eukaryota; Viridiplantae; Streptophyta; Magnoliopsida; Brassicales; Brassicaceae. The transcript has 4 exons. Gene Ontology annotation, biological process: regulation of DNA-templated transcription.
GAGCGAAGCAAAAGAAAAAAAAGAAAAAAAAAAAAACAAAUUCCGUUAGAUAGAGAGGUUCUGGAGAAUUCCCGGUGAGCGGUGAGUUGAGUAUUAACGCUCCUCGUGGCGACUGUAGUGAACGCGCGAGCCUUCAUGGAAGCGGAGGCGAUUGGGGUGUCUAAGGCGACGGCGGCGUCAGUGGAAGCGUCGACGGUGUUUCCUGGGUUUAAGUUUUCGCCGACUGAUGUGGAGCUGAUUUCGUAUUACUUGAAGCGGAAGAUGGAUGGUUUGGAGAGGUCCGUCGAGGUUAUACCGGACGCUGACAUUUACAAUUUCGAGCCUUGGGAUUUGCCCGAUAAGUCGAUUGUUAAAUCUGAUAGCGAGUGGUUCUUCUUCUGUGCCCGUGGCAAAAAGUAUCCACACGGUUCACAGAACAGGAGAGCAACAAAGAUGGGAUACUGGAAAGCCACUGGGAAAGAACGUGAUGUGAAGUCGGGUUCUGAGGUCAUUGGAACAAAGAGGACGCUUGUUUUUCAUAUUGGUCGUGCACCAAAAGGCGAAAGAACUGACUGGAUUAUGCACGAGUACUGCAUGAAAGGAGUAUCUCUGGAUGAUGCUAUGGUUGUUUGCCGGGUCAGGAGGAACAAAGAAUAUCAUAGUGGUACAAGUCAGAAGACACCACAGCCAAAUUUAGCAGCCGAGAAACAUGUUACUUUGCAAAAUGGUGCUACUAGUUCAGAGAGCCCAUCUGAUUGGGACAACUUGGUUGAUUUUUACCUAGCAGAUGAGUCAGGGGAGAAAUUACUUGCUGAGAUGGCAGAAUCAUCAGAAAAUCUACAGGUGCAUAAUGACGAGGAUUUCUUUGCGGAUAUACUGAAGGACGAAAUCAUCAAUCUUGAUGAAGCGGUGAAGACAGGGAACACACCAAACGAAAUCCCAACACUUGAAUCAGCAUCAAUGGAGAUAAGGGUACUUCCUUUGCCGAAUGUGAUAGACAAACAAAUGUCUUCUUUGUUAGAAGAAAGGCCAUCACAGAAGAAGAAAGGACAAGAUACCUCGGAAUCAUUAUCGAGCUGCUUCGUGGGUCUAUACUCGAUCAAAUCAGUGAACAGGGCACGAUGGGACGUAAUUAUAUGUGUAGUUGCUCUGAUAGCAAUGUUGUUUUAUCUAGAAUAAACCUUUUAUGGAAAAGUAGUAAACCAGUGUUCCUAAGUGUGUUCCUUCUCGAUGCGAUGUUUGCAAGAAAAUAUAGAUGAUGUUUUUUUUUGUGUGUAGGCGGUUUAUGUUUCUUGA